AUGCGAGGGGUCAAGGGUAACCCAAGCGCCGCCGGCUUUAUUAACGGCCAGCAUGGCGACGAAAACCCAGGCGGACUUUUCAAAGCAGAUGGGAACCAGAACGUCGGGUCCCAAGGCCGGGAAUCGGGGGACGAGGUAGUUCGCCAAACGGUUGGCCGCCUGAUCGAGCUCAGCGUAGGUGAAGCUAGCGUCCCAGGCCGAGAUGGCGGGCGCGUGGGGUCGGAGCUCGACCUGCUUGACGAACAAGUCGUGGAUGCACUGCUCAACGAGCUCGGGCGUCGCUGCAUUAUUCCAGGCUUGAAGCUGCGUCAGGUCGUUGGCGGAAACGGCAUUCGCAACCUCUGCCUCCUCCAGCAGACCAGUGUCGUAAGUAAUAGUAACCUGGACCUCAUCGCCCUCACCCAGGUGAGCCUGGAAGACCAAGGGGUAGGUGAAGAAGCCGCUUCCGUCCGCCACGGUGAGAUCGGCACGAGGCUGAAUGUCGAGCAUGGCCUUGCCCUGCUUCUGGGCCGUCAGGCGCGGCGGGAGUUUCCUGUCCGUCUUGCCCGAUGGCACUGUCGGGACCCGGCGGAAAGGCACGAAAAGCGCGGGGAUCAUGUAGUGCGGCAGUCGCUCUCUCAGUGCCGAAACGAGCCCGGUCAGACGCUGGCGCAUUGCUUCGUUGAUGCGCAGGGGGUCCGUGGGCUCUGCUUCUUGGGCGGCGUCGUUGUCGUGAAGCAAGUCCGAGUCGGGCUUAAGUGCGAGGAAGGCGGCCAAGAUUGCACUGUUCGGAUCGUCCGUCACAGGAACCACAUCCGCGACGACGCCGUCGACACUGCAUUUUCCGGCUUUGUAUCUGGCCUGGCUGUUAAUGCCUGGGGCAUGUCGGCCACGCUCGCGGUUGACAACUCGACCAGGUGCUCCACGUCGGCAUCUAAACACAUCGCCUUGGUGGAAGGACCCACCAGGAGGACACGAGCUCCGGCCUGGGAGAUGAUGGUUUGUCGACGCGCCGCUGGGUGGGAGGGAUCAAGCGGGACGAACGCAGCCCCGGCCUUCAUUAUAGAAACCAUGGCUAUGAUGGCCCAGGCGGACUUUUCGAUGCAAAAGGGCACCAGCGACUCUGGCCCAACACCGAGGGAAGUCAAAUGGGCAGCGAUCCUACUCGAUAUAUCGUCUACCUGCGAGUAG
Pyricularia grisea is the source of this 1170-nucleotide messenger RNA. RefSeq lists its product as uncharacterized. The transcript is spliced from 4 exons. Lineage: Eukaryota; Fungi; Ascomycota; Sordariomycetes; Magnaporthales; Pyriculariaceae. Bases 1 to 1170 code for a protein of 389 amino acids. The record is from RefSeq and is a predicted model, not a curated record.